Radiomyces spectabilis is the source of this 1169-nucleotide messenger RNA. Its product is annotated as ubiquitin-conjugating enzyme/RWD-like protein. The transcript is spliced from 5 exons. NCBI's taxonomy places the organism in Eukaryota, Fungi, Mucoromycota, Mucoromycetes, Mucorales, Radiomycetaceae. The record is from RefSeq and is a predicted model, not a curated record. Bases 56 to 775 code for a protein of 239 amino acids.
CGUUGGUCCGCUAGAGACUUAUUUUAUUUUAUUUUUUACCCUUUACUCUCCUACAAUGGCAACCAAAGCCGCUUAUAAACGCUUGACCAAAGAAUACCUAGAAAUUCAGAAAAAUCCUCCUCCUUUCAUCACAGCCAAGCCAAACGAAAGCAACAUCCUCGAAUGGCAUUAUGUCAUUCAAGGACCUCCCGACACUCCUUAUGACGGUGGAGAGUAUUACGGCCGUCUCACGUUUCCUUCAGAUUACCCUUAUAAACCACCCGCUAUUCGAAUGAGCACACCCUCUGGGCGAUUUCAGCCGGAUACUCGAUUAUGCCUAACAAUGAGCGACUUCCAUCCUAGCUUAUGGAAUCCCAGUUGGUCGGUUGUCACGAUUCUCAAUGGACUGCUAAGUUUCAUGACAACAGAUGAAAGUACAACUGGCAGCAUCAAAUCAACCGACUUGGAGAAACGGCUUUAUGCAUCCCGAUCGCACAAUGCCAAUCUCAGAAACCCCAAAUUUAGAGAGGCAUUCCCCGAAUUAUGUAUCCGUAACCCUCCCACCAGCAACCCAGCCAUCACCGAUUCCAUCCUACGAAAACGACUAGCGAAGCAAGCCGCAGCGAAACAUCCUACCUCCACCGAAGACAGCGGCAACAGCAAUAAUUCACCAAAUGCUUUAACUCGAACCGUGACUCGAUGGAGACGAUGGAUGGUCAUUUUAUUGGUGUUUAUCUACUUGAUCAUUUCCAAAAUCAUUGCACGGUCUUCAGCUGCCGGAGAAGGAACAGCAUAAGCUUUCAAUAUCUUCUUUUUUUUUUCCCUCGAUACCUGAAGCGUAUGCGUAUACUUUGUUUCGGUGAAGCCUCAUCGUCAUUGACUACAUCGACUGGCCAAUAAAAAAAGUCCUCAUUAUAUGAUGGUUAUGCACAAGGCAGAAAGAGAUGUACUUUUUUUUUCAUUUCGUUAUACAGCUACUAUACAUCAUGAUUUUGUCGGGUUGGAUUCUGGGGUUUUAUUUUAUUUCGCCGUCAGAGGAAGGGGCAUGAAUGUUCUUCCUUGUGGUAGCUGUCCACAAAUAAGCACGUGAUGGAGCAGCGAAAAACCAAUACAUUUUUGCAAUCAAAUGAUACAGUUCAAAAGCGGGCAUGUUCUAGAGCGUCAUGCUGUUGAUGUGAUCGUAUUUCUUG